AUGGCUUACAACUACAAUAUGCAUACUUCAUCAAGAGUAGCUAUCAUAGGUGCGGGUGUUAGCGGUUUAGCUGCCGCUAAGCACUUAGCACGUCACCAUCCACAAGUCUUUGAAGCCUCUGAUUCGAUUGGAGGUGUUUGGAGAAAAUGUACGUAUGAAACAACUAAGCUCCAGUCGGUUCGAGUAAGCUAUGAGCUCUCCGAUUUCCUUUGGCCGAACAGAGGCGAAAGCAGCUUCCCAACUUAUGUCGAUGUAUUGGAUUAUUUGGAGGCUUAUGCAAAGCAUUUUAACCUUGUAAAGUUUAUAAAAUUCAACUCCAAAGUCGUUGAACUUAGGUUCAUCGGUGAUGGUAAGACUUUGCAGAUGGGAGACCUCGGUGCUUACGGCAACUUGUUGCCUGGAAAACCUGUCUGGGAAGUUGCCGUUAAUACCGGGGAUGGAGACAUCCAGUGGCAUGCAUUUGAGUACGUGGUAGUAUGUGCAGGAAAAUAUGGCGAUGUACCAAGAACCCCCACGUUUCCGGUGAAGAAAGGACCGGAGAUAUUCAAAGGGAAAGUGUUGCAUUCCAUGGAUUACUCCAAGUUGCAGAAAGAAAAAGCUUCUCAACUCCUCCAUGGCAAGAAAGUGGCCGUGAUUGGUUUCAAGAAAUCAGCCAUUGAUUUGGCGUUAGAGUCUGCAUUAGCUAAUCAAGGAAAAGAAGGGAAAACAUGCACAAUGGUGGUGAGAACACCACAUUGGGUGAUCCCACAUUAUUGGCGUGCCACAGUUUCCAAAUUCAUCGAAUCAUAUGUUUUGUGGAAGCUUCCGUUAGAGAAAUAUGGUCUUAAACCGGACCAUGCAUUCGAGGAGGACUAUGCUUCUUGUCAAAUGGCGCUCGUGCCAGAGAAAUUCUUUGAAGAAGCGGAUAAGGGAAUGAUCCGUUUCAAAAGGACAACAAAUUGGUGGUUUUAUGAUGAAGGGAUUGAGUUUGAGGAUGGCACUACCCUAGAAGCUGAUGUUGUGAUACUUGCGACAGGAUAUGAUGGCAUGAAGAAGCUCAAAGCCAUUGUCCCUGAACCUUUUCGAUCAUGGCUUGAGUUUCCUUGGGGUAUCAUGCCUUUAUACAGGGGAACAAUCCAUCCGUUGAUACCAAACAUGGGUUUCAUCGGAUAUGUUCAAAGCAGCUCUAAUUUGAAAUCAUCAGAAUUACAUUCAAGGUGGCUCAGUCAGCUCUUGGACGGUAAAUUCACAUUACCGAGCAAAGAAAAGAUGUUGGAUCAAUUCCUUAAAGAAAUGCACGUUAUGAGAAGAUCAAGCAGAUUCUUCAAAAAUCAUUGCUUCUCCACUUUCAGCAUUCAACAUGCCGAUGAUUUGUCUAAAGACAUGAAUCUCAAGCCUUAG
Molecule: messenger RNA, 1380 nt
Organism: Arabidopsis thaliana (thale cress)
Lineage: Eukaryota; Viridiplantae; Streptophyta; Magnoliopsida; Brassicales; Brassicaceae
Product: Flavin-binding monooxygenase family protein
Exons: 5
Coding region: 1-1380 (459 amino acids)
Molecular function (GO): NADP binding; N,N-dimethylaniline monooxygenase activity; flavin adenine dinucleotide binding
Source: RefSeq, marked reviewed